UUUUUGGUGUUUCUUCAAGAACAAGUGACUCCUGGGGGCUGGCCCGGCUCCUCCUUCCCAGGCCCUCCAGGCCCUGGCAGUCACUGCUCAUCCUCCAUUCCCGCUGCCACGUCAUGACUAAUGCUGGCUGAGCGCACGGUGAAGCUGCGGGAGGAGGGAGACACCGUCUGCACGGCACGCUGAGAUGCUUUCACUUUUGUUUUCCCCAUUUGGGCGGAGCUCUCUCUGGCUGAGUCGGUUUACAGAUUUCUCGCAGGAUUUUUUCUGGGGAUGCUGGAGGGAUCGGACGCCAAGCUCCAGGUCCAGGCAGGGCCCGGGGGCGGGAAGAUGGCCGGUGCCGGCAGCGACUUCAGCGCCAGGAUGUCCACAGAAUACGAGAACAUAGAAGAGAGGCUUCUCUAUGAGGCUAUAUUCAGGCACUUCAGAAGACAUAAGGUGGAGAUUUCAAGUGCAAUAAAAAAACCAUUUCCUUUCCUUGAGGGCCUCUGUGACCGUGAAUUCAUCACCAAAAAGAUGUAUGAAGAUGCUCAGGAUUCUUGUAGAAACCUGGUCCCUAUACAAAGAGUGGUAUACCAUGUGCUCAGUGAACUGGAGAAGACUUUUGACCUGCCACUUCUGGAAGCCUUGUUCAGCGAGGUCAACAUGCAGGAGUACCCUGAUUUACAUGGCAUUUAUAAAAGCUUCGAAAAAGUAAUGUCAAACAAUAUAUUUUCCCUGGAAAAUGAUGGAGAAGGGAUGGUGGAGAGGCCUAAUUACCAUCUAAGCCUUGAACAAGGAACUGGUGAAAACUUGCAUCAAAUCCUGACCUGGCCCUGCACAGAAUGCUCAUCUUAUAAUGGGAUCAGCAGCGGCGACUUUUCAAAAUCGAGUUUCAAGGAAGAGCCUCAGGAACCUUCUGUCUCAGAACUAAGCAGUGUGUCAGGUGUACCAAGAGGCCAAGAAGCAAAGACUAAAAAUAGCCACGCAUCUGACAUGAUGGAUACCGUGAAUCCUGGAAACAACUUUACUUUAGGAAAAUCCACGAGGCAAAGAAGGUCAAGAAUGGACAGAAAUGAAAAUGUGAAUUUCCACUCUGAAAUACUUCCUGUGACCUGUGGUCAGGCAAAGGGGAUGUUAUAUAAGAGAAAAUUGAAACGAGGAACCUUGGUGAAGUGUAUACAGAGUGAAGGUGGAGACUGGAUGACCCUCAGGGAAUUUGAAGUCAAUGGAGGCCACGAAAAAUCAAGUAACUGGAAGCUGAGUGUGCGCUGUGGUGGGAGGCCCCUACGAUGGCUGAUAGAGGAAGGAUUUCUGCCUAAACCUCCAAGAAUAUACACCAAGAAAAAAAAGCUGGAAAACACAGAUAAAUGUGCGGUGUGCUUGGAUGAAGGAAGGCUGUUCUGCUGCCAUAGUUGUUUGAAAACCUUUCACGAGGACUGUCACAUCCCACCUGUGGAAACUCAGAGGAUCCUGUGGAGUUGCACCUUCUGCAGGAUGAGUAUGUCUUCAGGAAGCCAGCAGUGUCACAGGGAAUCUGAGGUCCUGGCAAGGCAGAUGGGGCCUGAGGAGCAGUUGAAAUGUGAGUUCCUCCUCUUGAAGAUCUAUUGCUGUGUAGAGAGCUCCCUUUUUGCAAAGACACCACAACAUAAUGAUGAACUCAUGGGUUUGGACAAAAUCAAGAAGCAGCUAAAUGAACAGGGCUACCCCCAAGUAAAAGAGUUUGUGCAGGACUUGCACCUCAUCUUUCAGAACCACACGGCAUCUUACGAGGCUGAAUUUGAGAAGAAUUUCAAGGAAGUGUUUGCUAUACAGGAAGCAAAUGAGAACAGUUCACUGGUGUAGUGGAUGCUGGUGGUGCCCCUUUGGGCAGGCUUCUCAUCCCCAAGUUGCUGUGAGGGUUGGCUGCUGAUGCCACCCCUCCCCAGAAUAUUGCCUUUGGCCAAAUGGACCCACCCUCACCUGCAAGUUACUCCUCCCUGGAUUGGAGCCGGGCCCCAGCCCCAAGGUGGAACCAACCGUGUGGUGUGACUCAUGUUCCUGUGCUCCCCACGGGAUCAGGCUGGAGCUAGUCUCCAGCUGUCACCACAUCCUUGCUUACCUUUUCCCGCCAUAACAUCUUGCUUCCCCCACUUCUCCCAAGAGAACUGUCACAAUAAAUCACUUACUUAAGAGACUUUA
This is a messenger RNA of Equus quagga, 2157 nucleotides long. It is a transcript of the gene SP140L, whose product is annotated as SP140 nuclear body protein like. Gene Ontology annotation, cellular component: nucleus. The transcript has 16 exons. Bases 271 to 1821 code for a protein of 516 amino acids. Gene Ontology annotation, biological process: regulation of transcription by RNA polymerase II. Lineage: Eukaryota; Metazoa; Chordata; Mammalia; Perissodactyla; Equidae. Gene Ontology annotation, molecular function: protein binding; DNA-binding transcription factor activity, RNA polymerase II-specific; DNA binding. The record is from RefSeq and is a predicted model, not a curated record.